AUGGCGAAGCGCAAGGCCGAGGAGGCCUCCAUGCAGACCCUUAUGGUGCAGCUCAAGGCCACGCUGAUUGCCAAGUGCCGCACCGAGGGUCUGCCGGUCAGUGGCACCAAGGCGCAGCCGGCCCAGCGCCUGGUUGCAGCGAUGCAGGUUGACAGCGACUCGGAGGUGGCCUGCGCCCCCGAAGAAGUUGACUAUCAGGAGCUGCAUGCACGCUGGGAUCGGACUGACAUCACACUUGAGGAGGUUGAGUCCCUUUACGGCCGUGACGCUCGCGAGUUGGCUCUCCUGGAAGACCGCAUCAACCGGAGUGAGCAUGCAACGACGGAGCAGUCGGUGCAGGACAUGCAAACGGAGUUGCAGAAGCUGCAGGAGGACAUCCAAAAUCUUCCGGAGGAGAAAAAGGCGUUGGAGAAGUCUUCGAAACAGCUCGAGAAGGACAUCAAGAGCCUCGAUUCCGGUCGCGACGAGCGCAUCAAGUACUUCGAGCGUCAGGUCGUCGAGCUGAAGAAGGCCGCCAAGCAGAACGUGGAGAAGAUCGAGAAGCAGCGAGAAAAGACGGAGCAGGCGCAGGUGGAGGUUGAAGUCCUUCGCAACGAACUCCAAGCGCUCGACGCAAAGGACCAGGACAGCGGCAAGGGCCAAGAGGCCAUCCUGGCUGAGAUCGAGCAAAUGUCCGAGAACCUUGAAGCCAAGAAGGAGUCCUAUACCUCCGCCGGGGAACGGCUGGAGAUCAUGAGGGUGGAACUCCAGAACUUGGACGAAUCCUUGGGCCAGUUGGCAGAAGAGCUGACCGGCAACAAGCAGAAGCGGGAAGAGAAGGAGCUCGAGCAGAAGCGAGUCACGCACAAGAUACAGCAGCUCCAGAAGGAUGAUAAAGAGUCCCAUGUUGUGGUGGCCCGCAUGGAGAAGGAGCACCCCUGGAUCCAGAAGGAGCAGGCUCUCUUCGGGAAGAAGGGGACGGACUUCGACUUUCAAGGCAACCACUACCAGCAGAACAAGGGUCGCUUAGAAAAGUUGAACUCCGAGCAGAAAAAGCUCAGCAAGAACAUCAACAAGAAGGCGAUGGUGAUGUUCGAGAAGGCGGAGCAGGAGUACAAGGAUCUGCUCUCACGCCGCGACAUCAUCUUGAAUGACAAGAGCAAGAUCGAGAAGGUUAUCAAGGACCUGGACGAGAAGAAGAGCGAAACGCUCCGACGCACGUGGAAGAAAGUCAACAAGGACUUCGACUCCAUCUUUGGCACCCUGCUGCCGAACGCCGGCGCCAAGCUGGAGCCUCCCCAGGGCAUGGACGAGACAGAAGGUCUCGAAAUCAAGGUGUCCUUCCACGGCGUGUGGAAGCAGUCCCUGACUGAAUUGAGCGGUGGUCAGCGUUCCCUGCUGGCCCUGUCGCUAGUGUUGGCCCUGCUGCUGUUCAAGCCGGCUCCGAUGUACAUCCUGGACGAGAUCGAUUCUGCUUUGGACUUGAGCCACACGCAGAACAUCGGCCACAUGAUCCGGACGCAUUUCCCGCAUUCCCAGUUCAUCGUCGUCUCUCUGAAAGAGGGCAUGUUCAACCAUGCCAACGUCCUCUUCCGCACCAGGUUCAUCGAUGGUACUUCCACAGUGACGAGGUAUGCCAUCCGCGACGAAGAUGACCGAGUGGAGAUGCCGGCCAAGAAGAAAGCCCGAACCGAGGCGACAGCCAAGUAA
Symbiodinium sp. CCMP2592 is the source of this 1689-nucleotide messenger RNA. Lineage: Eukaryota; Dinophyceae; Suessiales; Symbiodiniaceae. The record is from the annotation of a GenBank genome assembly.